CAUUCAUACGCCAAACGCGAUAUAACACAUUUCAUUUUUCAUCCCAAACCCUAAUUCACAUCGAGAUCCGAACUAGUAUAGUAGAGUUUCGGAGAGAUCUGAAUCUUCAAUGGAACAUCGAAGAGUGAAAUUGCUGUUCCUUCUCUGCGCUCUUUGUUAUGCACUCAAUUCCUUUGCCGCAAAGAGCUAUUACGAUAUACUGCAAGUGUCGAAGAGUGCGGGGGAUGAUCAGAUUAAGAGAGCGUAUAGGAAACUGGCAUUGAAGUAUCAUCCUGAUAAGAAUCCGAGGAAUGAAGAAGCUAAUAAGAAAUUCGCGGAGAUUAACAAUGUGUGAUGGUUGCAGAGAAUCUGGAGGAACAUGUGGUACAAAUCAGAAUGAUUUUUCUCAUUUUUCUUGUAACUGUCCUUCUGGAAGUGGAACUCAUCAUGAUGCUGCAAAUUGUUCUUCUUAUCACAAGACGUUGAGUAUCAAACGAGCUUGGCAAAGGAAGUCGAAAGCCGCAAAAUUCUCAAUCGUCGUGACAGUGCUUACAUCGUUGGCCAUCGGAACCUGUCUAUUUUUGUUUUUCUUAUUCUUUAGGGAAAGACUUGCUUACAUAUUUACCUCAAACAAAGAGGUGGCUGUAGCGGUCGGAGAGUUAUCGCCUUUGUUAUCGAUCUCUACACUGCUAAGCAGUGUUCAACCAGUACUCUCAGGAGUGGCUAUUGGAGUAGAUGCAAAGCUGAAAAUAGGUUAUGAUUAUGUCAUAAGUGGUUUGUAUAAGCAUUCCAAAAAAGUCUCACAAAUGUGUAUGUCUAUGGAUAAGUUCAAUUAAGUUAAUUUAAAUGGG
Messenger RNA from Vicia villosa (hairy vetch), 830 nucleotides. RefSeq lists its product as uncharacterized. Gene Ontology annotation, cellular component: membrane. Gene Ontology annotation, biological process: transmembrane transport. The transcript has 5 exons. NCBI's taxonomy places the organism in Eukaryota, Viridiplantae, Streptophyta, Magnoliopsida, Fabales, Fabaceae. The record is from RefSeq and is a predicted model, not a curated record. Gene Ontology annotation, molecular function: antiporter activity; xenobiotic transmembrane transporter activity. Bases 291 to 815 code for a protein of 174 amino acids.